UUCUCUUAAAACAAGUUUAACAUAUCAUCAUACAGUAAAAUUUAAGAUUAUUCAAUACUAUUUAAAAUUUUGAAACAUGUAUAUUCAGUUUCUCUAUUUUUUAUACGCAUUUUUAGCCAAUAUAUUUGCAAUAUAUUUAAUUUUUAAUUAUUAUUUUAAUAUAUUUUUGGAUAAAUUCAUCCAAAAUGAAUUAUCAACUAGAUAUUUCGAUUAUAUUAUUGUGGGAGGUGGUACUGCUGGAAUUAUUGUUGCAACACGUUUAGCUGAAAACAAAGCUCACUCUGUACUCCUAAUAGAAGCUGGACCAAGAGUAUCCUCAAUCCAUGAUAUCCCAUUAGCUACAUCAAUGUUCCAAAAAUCAGUAAUUGACUGGAAGCAUAGCACAGUAUCACAAAAAGAAGCAUGUUUAGCAAUGAAUAAUAAGUCCAGUCAGUGGCCAACUGGUAAAGUACUUGGUGGUACUAGUCGCUUAAAUUUUAAUAUCCAUUUAAGAGGUCAUGUUUCUACUGAUUACUUAACUUGGCAAUCGGGAUAUGAAUGGUCCCAAGAUGAUGUUUUAUAUUACUUUAAAAAAUAUGAAAAAGCUGAUAAAUAUUUUGGAUCACCAAAAAAAAGACAAAAAUUCUUUAGUCAGAAACCAUCUCACACAACUUCAGUUGCAACCAGUAUUCUUGAAGCAGCUAAAGAGUUAGGUUACACUACUUCUUUAGACAUGAACUCUGAUAAUUUUUAUUUAUCUGAGAAUGUCAAUGGUUGUUUUUCUCUUACUCCAGUAGCAACAGAACACGGCUCUAGAUUGAGUUCUGAACAUCUGUAUUUAAAGAAUAAAGUACAAAAUAAUUUAAUUGUUCUUACUAAUGCUGAAGUAAAAAAGAUAUUAUUCAAAAGUAAUUAUGAAGCACAGGGUGUAAUAUAUACCAAAUAUGGUCAUUCAUUCAAAGUAUUGGCUUCAAAAUCAGUAGUAAUUUCAGCAGGAACAUUAAAUACUCCAAAAAUUCUAUUAAAUAGUGGUAUAGGACCAGUUAAUCAACUUAAAACAUUAAAGAUACCUCCAGUUAUUGAUUUACCAGUUGGAGAAAAUUUACAGGAUCAUGUUAUUACAGGAAUGGAUAUGAUUAUUUUAGAACAAUCAUUAGGAAUGUCAUUUAUUGAUUUAAUUUCUCCUAUAAAUAUGUAUAAAUACAUUUUUAAGGGCAAAGGAAUUUGGACCCAUCCUGGAUGUGAAGUAGUAGGUUUAAUGCGUUUACCAAAUAAAGAAAAUAAAACUGAACAUCAAAUUCUAUCAUCACCUGAGUUACAGCUUAUGUUAUUACCUUUUGGUUUAACAUCUGAUGCAGGAUCUAUGUACUUUAGUAAUUUAAAUUUAAAAUUUAAAUUAUGGAAAGAGUAUUUUGAACCCCUAGUGGGAAAACAAGUUAUAACACUAGGUCCAGUGUUAUUACAUCCAAAAAGUUUGGGACAUGUUAGACUGAACUCAGAUCGAAAUAUUAUUAUUGAACCAAAUUAUUUGCAAAAUAAAGAAGAUGUGCGUGUGUUAGUUGAAGGCAUGAAACUUGUACAAAAAAUAACAGAAACUGAUGCGUUAUCACAAUUUGGAGCAAAAUUUAACAAAAAAAAAUUUCCUGGUUGUGACAAGUAUAAUUUUGGGUCGGAACAUUAUUGGGAAUGUUAUGUAAGACAUAUGACAUUUACUUGCCAUCAUCCAGUAGGUACAUGUAAAAUGGGGUAUAACAAUAAAAAAAGUGUUGUGGAUCAUUCUUUAAGGGUUCAUAAUUUAAAUAAAUUAUAUAUAAUUGAUGCAUCGAUUAUGCCUUCAAUGCCAAGUGGAAACACAAAUUCUGUAGUAGCAAUGAUUGCCGAAAAAGGGGCAGAUCUCAUAAAACAACAUAAUUUUGAAAAUAAUAAAAAAUGUGAAAAUUAUUCUUUUUUUAUUAAUUAUUAUAAUUUUUAGUCAUAACUUACCAUAUAUUAAAUUUAAAAAUGGUGUCAUUGUUCAAAUGUUUUGAGUAAUUUAUCACGUUUUUUAUGUCGCCAACUAGUUGUAUGGAUAUUUGACCGUCUAGAUGUUUUUUGUAAGCUACUAAAUGCAAUAGGUUGAUCUGCUUCAUAAACCCAAUUUGGAAUAUUGGAAUAUUCAGUCCGUGGAAAAACAAAACAUGAGGUAUAGUACUUAGUAAAUGUAAUCUCAUUAGACAAACAUUGCAUAGCUGUCCAAGUAUGAUAUACCAGCAAUGGAAAUUUAACAGUCCAAUAUUCCAAAAAACUAUCAGGAACAUCUCCUAAUAAUCUUUGUGUUUCCUGAGACAACUCGCGGAAAUGAUGUUUCUAAAAUUAAAAUAAUUAAAAAUUAAGAUUAGCAAUUUGAUGGCUUCAAAUUUAAAAAUUAAAAAAAAAAGAAUAAUUCAUCAUUUUGAUAACCAAUUUUAAAUGUAUUCUGUUACAAUUGUAUUUUUUAAGGAAAAAAGGAAUAAAUCAUAAGAUAAAAUAUAAUUUUUUUUAAUAAAUAUGUGUAAAUUAAUUUCCUACUUUAUUUCGAAAAGCUCUUAAUAAAUCUCUUAUACUGGUUCCUCUAUAUGUUCUAUAUUUUCUAAGUUCUGAGGUUAUUUCUUCAUCUAUUUUAUCAUGCCAUCCAUCUCUUCCUAUAACUCCAUCACCACCUUUUUCUAGCUCUAACAUAAUCGGACUGGUAACAUGUUCUUUUUCCACUCUAUCACUAACAUCCUG
Molecule: messenger RNA, 2724 nt
Organism: Daktulosphaira vitifoliae (grape phylloxera)
Lineage: Eukaryota; Metazoa; Arthropoda; Insecta; Hemiptera; Phylloxeridae
Product: glucose dehydrogenase [FAD, quinone]-like
Exons: 9
Coding region: 77-1951 (624 amino acids)
Molecular function (GO): ecdysone oxidase activity; flavin adenine dinucleotide binding
Source: RefSeq, a predicted model, not a curated record